Messenger RNA from Colossoma macropomum (tambaqui), 2055 nucleotides. RefSeq lists its product as uncharacterized. Lineage: Eukaryota; Metazoa; Chordata; Actinopteri; Characiformes; Serrasalmidae. The annotation marks the transcript as partial. The transcript has a single exon. The record is from RefSeq and is a predicted model, not a curated record.
CAAAUUGCAAUGACAACUAAAAGCCUCACCAAAGCUGAGGAGAUGAGAAACCAAACCAAACUUGUGAUGCAGCCUUAUGCCAACUGGGAGGAAUACCUGACUCCUGCACCGCUCUCCAUAGCCAUCCUGGGAGAGCUGGUCUUCAUCUCCUCCAAAACAGAUUUCUCUAUUAACAAAAACCCUCCUAAAGACGACUACAAGUACAUCAAAUACCCAGAUUCAUUUCGUGCCUGUCUCAUGCAAGUGUGUAACUCUGGCUGGUGGGCUUUCAAUGAGGCCCACAAGAACAUGGAUCAGAUUCGGCUGCACACCAUUGCUGUUCCAGACUACAUGAAGACUGCAGUGAAGAUUCUUUUCCAAGGUAAUGAUGAAGUUGUUAAAGCACAUCUUCCUGGCCAACUGGAGAACAUUCGUGUCAUUGCAGAUGACUGUCUAAACCUGGCCAGAUCGACAGAAGAGAGAUUCAUAAAGGUCAUUAAUAUCAUACAAGAGUUGCUGGAAGCAUGUAUAAAUGCUGAGCACUUUCAUGGAGAAGAGAAGGAAGCAAUGAAAAAGAAAUUGGAGGAGAACAAAAUGAGGAAACAGUCAACAGAAGAAGCUGUUAAACAUUCUGAAAAGGUAGUUAAAAUCAUGGAAGAGGAACUGAAAGAAGCAUGUGAUGCCUAUAAGAAAGCAAUGGAUUCCCUUCCCAGUGGAUGGAGCAUAGUGGGAAUGGAUUGUGUUGCAGCUUUGACUGAGAGUGUCACAGUUCUAGUCACUGGAGUGACAGCUGCUGUGACUCAGCCAGUGGUUCAAAUAUGUAAAGCUUCAAAAACAAUUGCAGACACUGUGAAAGAUAUAAAAGGCUCUUCUGCAGAUACAGUUGAUAAAAUAAAUAUCUACAGCAAAUCAGCAGAAAUCUUGAUGUGCACAGAGUUUAUCCAAAAAUAUGUGCAGAAUAAUGACAUUGACUGGAAGAAUCUGUAUGAUCAGAAGAACAAAUCUACAGAAACCGACUUUGCAAAAAAGCAGUUUCAAAGAAUCAAUAGCAGUUUAGAAAAAAUCCCAGAAUGCAAUGCCAAUAAACAAGCCCAAACAUUAUGUGAAGAGGGAAUUAACAUCUGUGAAGAACUGGCAAAAUAUGCAUCAGAUGGGAAAUGUGAAGAAGAAAAAACAAAGGACUUGAUCGGGAAAAUCAGAACACUGACAGAUUCAGCCCGCAGUUUUGACUGCAAAAGCAAAAAUGUCACAAAAACUCCUUCCCUGAUUCCAAAACCACCUAUGCUGUUUAAAGAAGAAAGUAAAUCAGAGAGGAAAGGUGCUUCAGAAAAGGCAUCAGAGAAUGCCAGGUUCCGCAUAGAGCAGAGCCGAGCUCAACUGAACAAUACCAGAGAGAUCUAUGAGAAGAGUGUGGAGAACAUGGAGAGAAACCAAAAGGAACUGACUGAAAUCCUGAUCACCAUGAGGAACUGUGAAGUCAAAGAGAUAGACUUUAACACCACCAUACAAAUGCUGGUCAAAGGGAUGGAUGCCAUGGGGAGAGUGAAGGAGCAGUGGGAGAAGAUGGUGCGUUUCUUUCAGAUGGUGUCCAACAUUGUGAAAGUCAGCCUGACCACAACUCUCAAAGAUUUUGUCUCCACAUCUGAGAAGACUGAGUCACUUUCCUACAACUCAAAGCUCUUCUCCAAAGACCUGCUGUACAAUCAAGCUUUUCAAGCAACUAACAUCGCCAGCCUCGUCCACAUGAUCUCAGAAACCUACACUGAAGUGUCUGACAAGUAUCUCAUGGAUCGUGUCAGCUCACUGGGGAAGCUUAUGGCCAUGGACAAGGAAAAACCAGAGUUUGAAAAGGAGCGUCUGCAGUUACAGAACGGCUGUGAUGAAGCUCAGAAAGGCAUUUUCCAGCUUGUUCGCAUGAAUAAAGAUGAAUUUGAAAAGAAUAUUGAUUCAAGACUAGAGAAGAUUGAUAAAGAGUUGCUGGCCAUUCUUCCCUCUGCUCCUCCAGAAGAGAUGAAGAGCAUUCAAGCAGCUGUUGAAAGUGGAUUGACAGAAGACGAUGAAGAACAAUAUAUUUGA